CCCAGCAUGCUCCGCGUGCCACGUCGCAGUCGCCAUUUUCCUUCCAAGUUGGCAGAGAGUCGCCUGCCGAGCUGUCUGUAAGAACCAGCCAUGAACGUCUUCAGACUCGUAGGAGACCUCUCCCAUCUACUGGCCAUCAUCAUCCUGUUACUCAAGAUAUGGAAGACGAGGUCAUGUGCAGGUGUGUCUGGCAAGAGUCAGAUCCUGUUCUCGUUGGUGUUCAUCACCCGUUACCUGGACCUGUUCACCAACUUCAUCUCCGUCUACAACUCUGUCAUGAAGAUCAUCUACCUGGUCACGUCGCUGGGCACCGUCUACCUGAUGUACUUCAAGUUCAAGGCCACGUAUGACAGCAAUCACGACACCUUCCGGAUCGAGUUCCUGGUGGUGCCUGUAGGAGGCCUGUCCUUCCUGGUCAACCAUGACUUCACCCCGUUGGAGAUCUUGUGGACUUUCUCGAUCUACCUGGAGUCUGUGGCCAUCCUGCCCCAACUCUUCAUGAUCAGUAAGACUGGGGAGGCUGAGACCAUCACCAGCCACUACCUGUUUGCCCUGGGCUCCUACCGCGCCCUGUACAUCGUCAACUGGGUCUACCGCUACUACACGGAGGGCUUCUUCGACCUGAUCGCCAUUGUUGCAGGAUGUGUACAGACGAUACUCUACUGCGACUUCUUCUACUUGUACAUCACUAAAGUGUUAAAAGGCAAGCAGCUAAAGCUCCCAGCAUAAGUUAUGGCAGCAGUACAGUCAGCAGGAAGAGAGCUUAGCUUACCUUUACAACAUGUACACAACAUUGUACAGAUGUGUUUGAGCAAAGCACAACCAUUCCAUGUAAAAAA
Molecule: messenger RNA, 839 nt
Organism: Branchiostoma belcheri (Belcher's lancelet)
Lineage: Eukaryota; Metazoa; Chordata; Leptocardii; Amphioxiformes; Branchiostomatidae
Product: ER lumen protein-retaining receptor 2
Exons: 4
Coding region: 91-729 (212 amino acids)
Biological process (GO): protein retention in ER lumen; endoplasmic reticulum to Golgi vesicle-mediated transport
Cellular component (GO): cis-Golgi network; membrane; endoplasmic reticulum
Molecular function (GO): ER lumen protein retrieval receptor activity
Source: RefSeq, a predicted model, not a curated record